AUGAAUUCAAAUAGUAAUACACAAUUAAUUUCUUCAUCGGUUAGAGAUCGGGAAAUCUACAUCAACAAUGGUAUGCAAAUAGCAACUCCAACAGCUAUACAACAAUUUUCAUCAUCAGUUCCGAAUGAUUACUAUUUUGAAAAACGAUCCUUCUACUCACAAAACAAUUCCUCUUCUUCAACACCAACAUCGUUAAAAACUGGAGAAUUUAUUUCAAAUGCAGAAGUAUUCAUUAGUGAUUGUCCUCUCAUCAAUCAAGUAGUCUUUGAAAAGUGGCUUCAGGGAGCUUCUAUUGAACAAACAUCAAAUUUCCUCUUUGAAAAACAACGAGCAUCUAGACAAGAAUAUUUUGCUAAAUAUUCAUUCUUUAUUGAAAAUUAUUUCAAAUUAAUUAUUCAUGAAGUUACCUAUCAGUACAGAAUAUUUACAGAUUUUCAACCUUAUUUACAAAAUCCUUCCCUUUUUAUGAGUUGUAAUACAAUUUUACAAGUUGCUCCGAGUGUCAAACAAUCACUCAUUCAACAAUAUUUUGAUUUUGAUGAAAGAGUUUAUAGAGAAUUGAUGGGAAAGAAAUUAACUUCAAAACUCAGAAGAGAUUUGGAAGAAAUUAGUGAAAGAUGUAAUAUUGAAAUUAUUUCAGUGAGGAGACAAUUUGACAAUUUGAAAACAAUAUUUAAAUUUAUCAAAGCAGCUGCUUCCUCUUCAUUGAGUGAAUUUAUUACUCUUCACAAACACGACAAUGGUCAAUCAAUAAUUGCAAGAAUCAUUCAGGAAAAAUUCAUGCUUUCUGAAAAGUUAGCAGAGAAAUAUGCAACAUUAGUUUUCAUGAUUUAUCAAAGAUUUGAACUCAAUAAGAAGGUGAUGAAGGAUUUCAAAUUCCAAGAUAUUUACUUUUUAUGUUCACAAAUUUUCAAACAUUGGACCUAUCAUACUAAGGGAACUUCUGUCUCCUCUUCUAUACCCAAUGCCAUUCUCAACCAUACAAACACAUCAAGUGUUGAAGUUUCUACAAGUCCAAUAACAAUAACUACAAGUAUGAAUGCUACAGGUGAGGAAGUACAAAUUACAAUAUUCGAUUCUCAUCAAAUAGCAAUUGAUUUUAUGAAAUUUAGAGAUAUCAAGACAAUAAUAUUUUCAGAUAAAAUCAGACUGAAUGAAUAUAUUAAGAGUAUAAAGAAGGAAUUAGCAGAUGAUAAGGCAUUUACUACUGAUGUAUUAGAAAGAAUUGAUGAAAUUAUAAUCAACUCUUUAAAAUCACUACUACAAAUUGGCCAAGGAUUAACAAAAGAAAUGAGAGACAUUUUCACAGAUCUGUACGAUAAAUUCAUUGAACCUAUUGAGGAGAUUAAUCUAUCAGGUCACCAAUUAUUCCAAUUGUUGGAAGCUGCACGUGAAAGUUUCUUAAAGAUCUCAACAGCUAAACCACAGCAUAUUCAAAAGUAUUACCCAACUUUCUCUUUGUACAUGAUGGUCAUUAGGGAUAUCGUUAGGUAUUUUGAACUCAAUAACGAUCAUACACUCUCCUACUACAAGAACAAGGUAACAGGAGGUUCACCCAAUAAGAAGGAGGAAUUAAAACUUGGCACUUUAACUUUGGAUCCAACCAACACGAUUGUGGAAAUAUUUCAUGAAAAGGAAAAUUCGGAGGAGGUUUCAUCACCUUCCACUUCUUCCUCUUUUAAUAAUUAUUCAUCAUCACCAUCGAAUGGUUCAAUGAUGCUUGGAAAUGGUUCAUUCUUUAGUUCAGCAUCAUCAUCUUCUAGUUCAUUGGCAACUUCACAAAAUGGAAAGUCGAGUGAAAUUGUCGUUUCUCCACAAAUUUACGAUGUGAAAAAGUUGAAAGAGGAGAAGGAAUACAUGCUAAACUCUAAAAUGAUUCAAUGUAUUUAUAGGGAAAGGCAGAGGAAGCAGAGAUCAUUCAGGAAGGACAGAAAACAAAGUGCAUUUUCUAGAAUUUCAACGAGAUAUCAACAAACACCAAUUUCAAACUCACAAAAUGAAAUUCCAGGAUCUGUUUCUUAUUUAACAUCUUCCCAAUUGACUACAAUGACAACCACUUCAUCUACAUCUUAUUUCUUUUUGAAAAAAGUGAAAAAGUACAAAUUUUCAAUUACAGUAGGUAAUAGUCAGAGUGGAGGAAAGGUCUAUAAGGACAGGAAGUAUACAUUCUAUUGUGAAACUGAAGAGGAAAGGGAUAUGUGGAUUAAAGGAAUUAUUUCAUCGAUUGAGAAACAAGUUAAAGCUCAAAUUAGAAAACCAUAUACAUUCGAAUCGAUAAGACUUUAUUCCAAUUUCUUGGCAUUUAUUGGAGAUGAGUCACAGGAAAUGAUUAUUCAUGCCUUGAAUAAUAUCAGAUCACCAGUUCAAGAAUCAUUUUUGGUUGCUUGGAUGGUUGUUAUGGAUUGCUUUUCAUUUCACAAGUCAUGUAUUGGACUAGUUAAAGCAGCAAUUAAGGUCGAACUGGAGCUGACAAAGCAUCCAGAAACUCUUUUCAGAAGAAAUUCUAUAUCUACCAAAUUAGUUCAAUUGUUUUUCAAAAUACAUGGUCAAGCUUUCCUAAAAUCAACACUUCAACAACUCAUUGCCAAAAUUUGCAUUGCCGAUGAGUAUUUGGAAAUAGAGGAGAGUCGUCUGAGAGAAUUUUUAAAAAAGGAACUCGAUGACAUUGAUCAUCCAGAGAAACCAAAUGGAGAAAUUAUUAAUCAAAUCAUUUCAUCGAGACAACAACGUAACAAGACAAGAAUUGUUGACAUUUCAAAACAAUUUUUGAAUAGAAUCAUUUCGAAUACAAUUAAUGAGGGACCAUUUGAAAUUUGUGAAAUAUUGGAAUUUACCUACGAGGAGAGUAAGAGAUUAUUCCCAGAGAGUGCAGAAAUCGCAGUUGGUGGUUUAUUCUUUUUGAGAUUUGUCUGUCCUGCAAUUAUUUCACCCCAUUUACAGGGAAUUCUCUCAUUCCAACCUCAAAGCAACUCCCAGAGAACUCUCACACUCAUUACUAAAAUCAUUCAAAAUAUUGCCAAUCAAGUUUAUGAGAAUAAUACCAAGGAAGAGUACAUGGCACUGGUUUCAGAGUUUAUUACUCAACACAUUGAAAGUACGAAGGAAUUUAUCAGAGAUAUCAGUAGCUUGGAUCAAGAUGCUAAAAAGUUUGAAAAGAAUAAGAGACUUACAAUGAGGUUUGGUCAGUCCAAUUCUGAUUUGGAGUUGAAUUGUUAUCAUGUCAUUCACGAGUUUUUCAGAACCACUGAGGAUGGAAAGAAAUUCAACACUCAAAAUCCAGAACUUUUCAAAUUUUACACCCGAAUGUUGGACUCACUCAAUGAGGAUGUGAAGAGUGAGCUCAAUGUAAACAAACCUCAAGAAAAACAACCUCCAUCUACACCUCCACCAGAAGUCAAACCUAAAAUUCCAAAAGAAACUUCACCUAUCGAUGCCAGUAAGAGAAGAAGAGGCGCUACCAAGCUGAAUCAGGAACCUGCAAUGAUACCAAGUGAACCAAAUAUUCCUCGUGUGUUACCAACAACAGCUCCAAUAGUUAUCAAUUUUGAUAGAAUGAGCAUUUCAGAGUCAAGAUCGCCAAUCGAUACACGUAAGAGUGUUUCGAGCAGCUCAGAAGCACUUUCAACCUCUCGAAGAAGAAGAGGCGUUGUACACAAUGUGAAUGUCUUGAGUCCAGCAGAUGAUCAUUCCAGUAGUCAUAGAGAGAGUUUCAGUGUGACAAUCGCUCAUGAAAUUGAAAGUGCAAUCUCUCAACAAAUUGAUUCACCAAGAAAGGUUGACUCACCAAGAAAAGAUACUCCAGUAAUAACUCAAACGGAGAAAGAACCUACUCAAGAAACUAUUGCACAGGAAUCACCAAAGAGUGAAUCAGAAUCAGACGAUGAUUUCAGUAACACUGGAGAUGUUUCACUCCUUCAACAAAUGAAUAAUUCAACCAGGUUGACCACUACUAAAACACAAGAUGAUGAACUAGAAAAGAUUGUAAUUCUAACCUCUUUGAAUGGAGAAAAUACUCCAAUGAAUGAAAGUGAUGAAGCAUUCACGGCUGACACUCCAAACGAUGCAGAUGAUAGAGAACUACUUGAACAAAUUGUAAACACAACACGAAUUACAACAAGUUCAAUAGAUAUCGAUUACAUUAUUAAUAUGGAAGAAAAGAAGGAAUCGGACUCUAUUUCAGAAUCGUCCAGUGAUGAUGAAGAGGAAGAAGUUUCUUACAACUUGUUAGAAAUAUUUGGAAAGGGAGAGGAAUUAUCUGAGGAAGAGUUUGUCAAUCUCAUCAUUAAAUAUAUUGACGAAAGUGGAAAGGAAAUUAUGUCUGAAUGCCAAAGGGGCUCAGAUAGAAUUCAAUACCUCAUUAAGAACAAGUUCAUUAUUGCCUUAAUUGCCUUAUUUUCACUUAGAUUGAAAACUGAUAAGGGUGUUUGGCAAUUAGCUUCUAACUUGUGUUCACUUUCUGAAAAUGAGAGUUUAAUUGAAGUUUCUAAUGAAUUAAUUGGCUCAUUUGAACUAUUCAAGCAAAGACACUCUGAAUUGGAUCCUCACCAACAAGAGUACAUUUGCUUCUGCUCAUUCAUUUGUAGAAUUAUCAAUAAGGGAACACUAUUCGAAACUCUGACCUAUCUACUCAACGUUCAAGAAUUGGAUUUGAUUCUCUCCGAAUAUUAUUCACACGAAAGCGAUUACGAUAGUGAUGGUUAUGAAUUGGAUAAUAUCGAUUUACUUUCAUUCCCAAUUAUUCAUACAAAAACUUCACUAAUUUCCAUUUGUGAACAAUUAUCAUCCUGUUUACAAAAGACAAUUUCACACAAUUUUGAAUUGGACUCUUCAUUUGAAUCGUGUAAUCUUUCUUUCAUGUAAAAUAAAAAACAAAAAUUUAUUUG
Molecule: messenger RNA, 4883 nt
Organism: Naegleria gruberi
Lineage: Eukaryota; Heterolobosea; Eutetramitea; Acrasida; Naegleriidae
Product: rasGTPase-activating protein
Exons: 6
Coding region: 1-4860 (1619 amino acids)
Biological process (GO): regulation of GTPase activity
Cellular component (GO): nucleus
Source: RefSeq, a predicted model, not a curated record